AUGAACGGCGUAAUCUGGAGCAAGACACAGAAAACUUUUGUUCCAAUUUCCAGCGUUCCGAUGUUUACCAUGAUACAACAAGAACAUCUUAGACAAAGUCGAGCAUUGGAAAUCCACAAUUUCCAAUUACAGAAUUUGACUGUAACAUCCUUCCAGGAAUCGCAUUUUUUUGAAUUUUACGAUAAUGAUACGAAAGUUAGAGGACUCUGCGGCGAUUUAUGGACUCUUCUUUCUGAAAAAUUGAAUUUUACAUUACAGGCAAUAAGAUCAAACGAAAUUAGCGCAGGUGUACUGAAUAAAAACCAAACCGUUUAUACAACAGGGUUAUUAGGUAUACUUACGCGCAAUGAAACUAUCGCGAUACCCAAAACUGAAAUGCAUGAUAAUCGACUUGUAGCUACUGAUUUUACAAUCCCUUUAUGGAUGAGUAGCCAGCGAUUGUAUAUUCAACAUGAGGAAAUACAUGACAGCACAUGGGUGGCAGAAGUAUUUUCCUGGAAAAUAUGGUGCUUUGUAUUAGUUAUGCAUUUAUUAAUAAGUGCAUGCAGUUUUUUGUCACAAACUGUUCAUUUACGGAUCAAAAAUUGUAAACGCUCGACCUUUGGCGACCAUAUUUUUUACAACUUUGGAAUGAUCUGCAAUCAAAAUCAAAUUCCUAAUAUUCUUGUUGGAAGAUCAAGGAUAAUAGAAUUAUCGCUGGCAUUCUUUUGUUCUAUAUUGUACAUAUCAUUUGGAGCUUUGUUAUACGUGUAUAUAACAAAAAGAAUUAACAUUAUAGCGCCAUUCGAUAAUUUGAACUCUCUACUGACAAAUACCGAAUAUAAAAUUAUUUCUUUGGAAGGUUCUACUGCAGAUAUCGCGUUUAAGAUAAUCAAUGACGAUAUUUUUGAACGAAUAAAAACUGCAGAAUGCCCGCACCGCCUCGUCAUUGCACCAACGGUCGAGAAAAUGUUUGAAUUGGCAUGUAUGAAAGGUAAAGGGAAAUAUACCAUACUCCAAGGUGAAGAUGACUACAAAGCAAGAAGUCAAAUUGGAUGUCAUAUGAUCCCAGUUGGAAAAUCCUACUUCAAGAUAUGGGUAGCUUCCGGCAUUGUGAAGAAUUUUAAAUACAAAAAAACUAUUGAUCUCGGGAUACUCAGAUUAAAAGAAGUUGGAUUGUGGAAUGCAUUAACAUAUCGUUGGUUAAAUGAGAAACACCGAUAUUAUGAUUAUAAUCUAGCCAAGCAAGAAGCUAUUGGGAUAGAUCAAGUUUCUUUUAUAAUUUUAAUAAUGUGCUGCGGAAUGAUAAUAGCUUUUAUUAUUUUUAUAAUCGAAAAAAUUGUGUAUAAGUACAGAUCACCGUGA
Messenger RNA from Atta colombica, 1344 nucleotides. RefSeq lists its product as uncharacterized. The transcript has 7 exons. The record is from RefSeq and is a predicted model, not a curated record. NCBI's taxonomy places the organism in Eukaryota, Metazoa, Arthropoda, Insecta, Hymenoptera, Formicidae. The coding region runs from base 1 to 1344 and encodes 447 amino acids.